Fusarium poae is the source of this 3309-nucleotide messenger RNA. RefSeq lists its product as uncharacterized. Gene Ontology annotation, cellular component: TORC2 complex; TORC1 complex. The record is from RefSeq and is a predicted model, not a curated record. Gene Ontology annotation, biological process: TOR signaling; regulation of actin cytoskeleton organization. Lineage: Eukaryota; Fungi; Ascomycota; Sordariomycetes; Hypocreales; Nectriaceae. The transcript is spliced from 3 exons. Gene Ontology annotation, molecular function: protein binding. Bases 1 to 3309 code for a protein of 1102 amino acids.
AUGAGCUUUGGGCUGACUACAACGGUCUCCAGAUCGUUGCUUAACCAUGGCCAGGUGCCGACAGCGCCUCUGCCUUUGCUAAACACCCUUAGGCAAACCGACGAGCCGCCAUCAAAACGUCAACGCGUCGAGCAGCCCUUGCCGCGUAAACGCAGCGUAAAGGAAUGUCUCCGUGAACAGGUGUAUCCUCUCGUCCAAAAUGCAAUCUCAGGCCUUAAGCGUGAUGAUUACCAUCUUCAUGCGCUCACGAUUAAGGCAGUUACAGUACUCAGUAUAAGCAAGUUCUUCCGUAGACGAUGGGAUGAAACCUGUGGUUAUCUGAGCGAGACGGAUCUGGGUAUUCUCAGGUCUCAGGCGCGCAGUAUUGUUGCAGAGCUUGUAGAGGGCUCGGAGUUCCGUGUAUCCCCUACACCCUUUUUGACACCUCAGCCGAGGUUGCCACAGCGAGCAAUACAGCCGAUCGUCUCACAACGUCGUGAACUCGAAGAUUCAGAGGCAUCAGACGAGUCAGAAGACUCUGAGGGGUCGGAAGACUCAGAAGGUUCAGAAGAGCCGGACGACUUGCCAGAACUAGAGGCAGUUGGAGAGCCAGAAGGGCUGCCACAAUUUCGAGCACCUGCAGUGCCAGAAGAGUCCCCGGAGCUGGAAGUGAUUGAACUGUCGGAAGACUCGGACGAGUUGCCGGAGCUGGAAGAAGCGGAAGCUUUAAGAGAGUACCCCGAGCUUGUUGAAGAGUCAAGAACAUUUAGGGAGCCGCAUGCUCUGACUUUCACCACGUACGAACCACCGCGAGUGCCGGAACCAGAGAUUCCAGAUUAUAUCAACCGACAGCCAUGCAAGUCUCGAGAGCGCCGAGAACCGAACCCCCAAAAUCGGUUCUAUCAAAUUGUCGAGAAGCCUUAUCUUACGGCGGAACAUCGCAAAGCAAUCGAGGCAGGUACAAGAUUUCCAGUUGAUGCUAGCAUUGCCAGUAUAGCGACACAGCCAAUCGUAUACCAUGUCGACUUUACACCCCAAGAGAUCGCCGAGAUCACAGAAAAGCUUUCGCGAUCUAGGAACGAGCGCUUGGAGCCCACUCUCGAAACCCUGAUGCAAUGGGUCAGGCUAGAAGGCCAAUCUCUACCUGCACCAAACGGACGGUCUCUGCGUGAUAUGAAUGCUUUUGGGGCGGAUCUUUGGGAAGGACGAGUAGUUGAAGUUCCACGAGUUCUGUCGUUAACUGGUGAACCUAUGAACCAACAGACUGAGAAGCGCCAAGGGCAGUUGAGAAGGGCGAGCAGGUUCUCGUCUCUGCUGAUGGCUCGAGAGAUGUCAGGAAAUCAAGGAUUCCAGCGGACCCGCCAAUACCUGAACUUUCAGCAAGAAUUCAAGACGCUGCGUGAAGAUGAUUUGGAGGUGGUAGCGGAGUUUACGAAUUGCGCUGGAGAUGUCACUACAGGCACUUGGAUCUCUAACGAAAGCUUCUUGUGCGGCACGACAACCCACUCUGACACGCACAACCAACAAUAUAAUAAACCGGGAAAUUUGCUCCUCUGUUCGACAAGCAAAGGCACGCUGCGUGCAUUUCCCGACCAUCGAAUACCUCGUCCCCGGGUCGAAAAAGGAGAAAAUUCGACAGAGGCCAUGCGGCAGAGCCAAGACCCCUGGCUAUACUCUUCAGUCGUCUCAUCUGACUAUAAUGCGGAGGAUGAUUUAGCCUAUACCUCAAGUUUUGAUAAAACGGUCAAGAUUUGGAGGGUCGACUCUCGGGGAGUGCACAUGGAGGUCAUUGCUACAUGGCAACACACUGGCAACGUUAACUUUGUCGCUGCCGCAAAGGAUCAGUCUGGCCGGGUAGCGACGGCAGCAGACUCCCCAACUGAUGCUGUACGAAUAUAUACGGUCGAAAGAGGGGACGAGGGAAACAGCAGGUAUCAGACCUUCUCUUGCUCAAGAACCGAUGCUGAAGGGUCAGACAAGUGGGCGUACUUCCCAGCAACGAUGCAAUGGGGGAGGGCUCCGGGUUGCCAACACUUGCUCUUGGUCGGAUACUCUCCUCGAAGCUUCAGCGGGGAUGAUAUGGAAAUUCCAGAAGACAAAAGGACGUCAGGAGAGAUAAUCUUGUGGGAUGCGGAACAAGGCAUGCGAAUUAAUGUGUUUACAGCCUCAACGGCCAACGUCUUCGAGGUUGCCUGGCACCCGAAAUUACAGAGUUUUAUCGCUGCAACAACACCCAACGGCUUAAGCAUUACCGCUCACAAAGUCAAGACGCUAGUUCACAUCUUCCAGCGCGAUAAGGAACGUCUGGGUGGUGGUGGAUAUGCCCAGUAUCAGUCGCUUGACUGCUACGCUUCCGACAUUAACGAGCUUACAUUUGUUCCUAACUCAUGUGGACACGCUUAUGUGAGUGCCGCGUGCACUGACGGCAAGGUUUAUAUCUGGGAUACGGCGCAGGGUGAUAAGCCCAUCCACACGCUCUCGCAUGGAAAACCUAUCGAAGAGUACUAUGGAGAUCGUGAGAAGGAGGACACAGGCGUCAAGUUUACAGCAUGGAACACAAGUCUUGACCGUUUUUAUACAGGUUCCAGUGAUGGUGUAGUCAAGGUGUGGAACGUACGUAGGCUGAAGGAGCCUUUCGUGCGAAACAUCCUUACAGCACCAGGUCCUAUUGCUUGGGGCGGUUUCUCUCCUGAUACCUCAAAAUUAGCGAUAGGUGAUGCCACUGGUCGUUGUUUUAUCCUCUCUAUAGAUGAGCGCGAUGCGCCAGAGUCCCACUUUAUGACUCUGCCCGGCACUAAACGGCGACUUCGCCGUCCACAACCACUAAUUCCACAUCCGGAGCCGGACCCACCCGGCACGGAACACGGAGACGAUAUGGACAUCGACUCGGAGCUUGAGGAUGCCAUAUAUGCCCGCCGUACCUAUCUCGACACCCAAUACAUUAAACUCACUAAUAACCCUGUCAUCGGUGCCGUUCAAGGUCCUCGGUAUUCUGAAACUAACCUCUUUUGUCGCGAUGCCCAUCUUAACCAGGACCCCGGCGCUCCCCUCCUUGCCGAGUUCGAGCGCUUUCAAAAGAAUAGCGAGGCCGAUAGUAUCGGUAAGCGACGGCGUUCUGUACGUCGAGUCAAGAUUCCUGCACCGCCAGACGAGCGUCUUAAAGCCGUACACGCAGAGAAUAAGAAGCGGGACUUUAAUCUGGAACAGCUGGAGAGGAGUGAAAUACAUAGUCUUGUGAAGGCCGGGGCAUUGCUGAGUAUCGAGGAAGAUUGGGGUUUUAUAUAUGAAGAACUCAUAAGCCCAGACACGAAUGCUCUGCAAAAAAGUUAA